GGACCACAAUGGCGAGUCCUGCGAGUUCCCAUAGACCACGGAAGAAGCGAAAGCAGGCUCCGGCCCUAACUCGAAGCGCGACAAUUACAGAUAUUGUCAAGUUCACCUCCGAAGACAAUACUGUCGCCCCUGAGUUUCCACUGGUGGCCUUCUUAUGGCCAGCUCGAGGCACAACUUCUCAAUGGAUCCUCUUACCACUUAUAUUGAUGAUCGUCGGUCUAUUUCGAUGGAGCGUGGGGCUUUGGGGUCAUUCAGGCUACCAACAACCACCGAUGCACGGCGAUUUCGAAGCUCAGAGGCACUGGAUGGAAAUCACAACCCAUCUCCCAGUUUCGCAAUGGUACUUCUACGACCUACAAUAUUGGGGACUGGACUAUCCUCCAUUGACAGCCUAUCAUAGUUGGCUAUGUGGCAGAAUUGGCUCGCUGUUCAGCCAGGACUGGUUUGCGCUCGACAAAUCCCGUGGCCUCGAAACGCAAGAUCUGAAAGUUUUCAUGAGGGCAACUGUCAUCAUUUCAGAAUAUCUCGUCUACGUGCCAGCACUGGUUAUAUUUCUACGACGCUACAGCCGGGCCCAAGGUGUUGGGACGACUGCAUCUUCGAUUGCACUCGUCGCAAUUCUCAUGCAACCAGCGACUGUCCUCAUCGACCAUGGCCACUUCCAGUACAAUACCGUCAUGCUCGGCUUCGUUGUGGCCGCACUAUCAAGCAUAUAUGCCGGACGACUUUUGUGGUCGUGCAUUUUCUUCGUGGCUGCUCUGGGGUUCAAGCAGAUGGCUUUGUACUAUUCACCAGUCAUCUUCGCUUACCUACUAGGAUCAUGCUUCACGCCAUCCUUUCGGCUGGGUCGCCUCAUAUCAAUCGCCUUGAUCACCCUUGUCGCUUUUGCAGUCUUGUUUGCACCGCUGCUUCUGGGGUCCCUUUACGAUAUCUACCAGAAAGCCAUUCCCACGGGAUGGCUUCCUCCACCUCCUUUGCUUGCAGAACACAGGAUACUGCUCAACCCUAACAGGCCGUUCGACAUGGUCAUUCUACAAGCCACUCAAGUCAUUCAUCGCAUGUUGCCAUUUGCCCGAGGAUUGUUCGAAGACAAAGUCGCCAAUUUCUGGUGCUUUGCCAACACAUUCUACAAGUUGCGCAAACUUCAUAGCAUCAUUGACCUCUCACGACUAUCUGCUCUCGCCACGCUCAUAUCAAUCCUCGGCCCGAUGCUUGUUAUUGGCGCCGUUCCGAAGAAAUCCCUCCUGCCCUAUGCACUGGCGACAUCAGCAUGGGGCUUCUUCCUCUUCUCGUUCCAAGUGCACGAAAAGUCGGUCUUAUUGCCACUUCUCCCAAUGACGCUGCUCCUCGGCGGUAGACAAGGCCUGAGCAAGGAAUAUCGCGCCUGGAUCGGAUGGGCAAACAUUCUCGGCUGUUGGACUAUGUAUCCGCUCCUGAAGAGAGAUGGUCUACAAACGCCAUACGCUGUCAUUAGUCUCCUGUGGAGUUAUCUUCUUGGCCUGCCGCCCACCAGUGUGAGCGCAUACUACGAUCCCGAACGGCCCAACGUCCCCGGCCGUGCUCUCACUGUUGAUGAGCUGCGGACACCAACGAAGAUCCUGCAUUUCCAGACGUACAUCGUCAUGGCGUUCUGGCAUCUUCUCAAUGCAUUUGCUUCACCACCAGACGACAAGCCGGACCUCUGGAUCGUGGUGAAUGCCUGCAUUGGCGCAGUAGCUUUUGGUAUCUGUUACCUUUGGUGCUUCUGGAAAUUGAUAUCCGAAAGUGGAUUGCUCGAUGCGUACUUCGCUGAUCAAGAUACGGCUGAAAACCGAUCCCCAUCAAGAGAACGGUCUGCGGCACCUGAAAAGAAGCGCCAGUGAGGAAGCUCGGAUGUUGCUUUCAGCGUUGCAUUUCUAGCAACUAUAGUGUAUGAGAAGUUGUCACACCACGUUUGUUCUGAAUAAAAGCACACUGUACAUAUACAAAACAUCCAUCCC
This is a messenger RNA of Exophiala xenobiotica, 1979 nucleotides long. RefSeq lists its product as uncharacterized. The record is from RefSeq and is a predicted model, not a curated record. Gene Ontology annotation, biological process: protein N-linked glycosylation. Gene Ontology annotation, molecular function: dolichyl pyrophosphate Man9GlcNAc2 alpha-1,3-glucosyltransferase activity. Gene Ontology annotation, cellular component: endoplasmic reticulum membrane. Bases 9 to 1862 code for a protein of 617 amino acids. The transcript has 2 exons. NCBI's taxonomy places the organism in Eukaryota, Fungi, Ascomycota, Eurotiomycetes, Chaetothyriales, Herpotrichiellaceae.